AUGAACCAAAUUAUUGAUCACUUGUGGAUCCAGGAUUAUACCUCUCAGAUUACCGUUCCAGGGAAGCCCGUAACGGGGUUGCUCAAGGUCCCGAAUGUGUCUCGGGGACUUGACCACCUCGAUGUGCCUGUCGCGAUUUUUCCACUCGACUUGAUCAUCACCUUGGCUGUUUUACUUAUUUACCAUUUCAGCACCACACAAGCCUUUCCAACCUUUCCAAGGAAACUCGAACGACAUCCAACCAUUCUACCUUCACCGCCCGUUCUGAAGAUGCGGGAGCCAAAGCUUUCAGUUAAUCUUGAACCUCCUUCUGCUCGCCGUUUGGCCAAUGAUAUCCCACUGGAUAAAGAAUAUUUUGAAUCUCAAAAAGACGUGCUUUGGGAUCUUACGGACGAUGGCACUCGUAUUUGGAAACAACCUGAUGAUGAAACAACUCGGAUGACCGACAAUCUAUGUCGCGUGUGGCAAGAACGUGGCGACUUCUCCCAGCUAACCCUUGAUUCCAUUCACACCGCCCCUACUACCCCUGCAGAGCUGGAAGAGACGCCUGAUGCCUCUGAUGAGUCGACCACGAAAGAAGAACCCCAAGGAACGGACUCUAUCAGUAGCGAGGAUUUAUGGGAGAUGAAGCUCAAAAUGGUUCAGCAUCUCGGUGCGAUUGGGGUUGAAUUGGCAGCAGGACUCGAUCUUUUGAAUAUCGUCCUUGGCCCUCUGGCUCCUGAUACAGUGGACACCAACAGUCUACCCAUGCCAAACGGCGGUCUCGCACCCGCUAUCCAUUCUCCAGAUCAUAUUCCACCUCAAGCAGAAUCCACGACCCUUGUUGACGCUGCAGUAUCCUUGAUGCGAAAGCAAAAAACUACCAAAAAUGUAUCGAAUGUCCUGAGGAACGCCUCAGAAGAACUGGGGAAACAAGUUGAAAGAUCUCAAGAUCAAUGGAACGCUUUGUUAGAGCUUCGAGAAGAAGGCUGGGAUAUGCGACCAAAAGGCGUCAAAGCCGGUGUUGACGUAAGCCUGAUAGGAAAAGGAGCGGAGCGAGCAGCGAAAGAAGUUGGCAUUGUCUUUGCAAACCCCGAAGCUGCGGAGGUUCUACGCGCUUCUUCGAUUGCUUCAUUGGAGCCAGCAUCUCUGGGUUCAGUUGGCUCGCGACCGGAGAUGAAGUUUCCCACUCGACCCAGGCGACGUUUGGUCAUCAGCCUGAUCACACCCGAAGGUCAACCGGAAUACUUUUCUCCUUGGUCAAACUACUCCUUUCAAUCUGCCACAUCACCCCUCUUUUCUGAAGACUUAGAAAUGGCUCGUGCAGAGAUGCUCGAAGAAGAAAUCUUCAGCGAGGUUUCCAAGGAGGCGCAACUUGUCGAUAGCUAUUCAAUCAUCACAUCAGAUUCUUCUGUACAUGUCGAGGACCUAGGACUAAGAGUUGAAAAAGUUGCAUCAACUAAAUUUUCAAAUGAGGACUCACCUCUGGCGCUUCUAAUAUCAUCGAUCAUGCGGCUUAUGAUGACUUCAAUGUACCGAUCACGGCGUCUACACGCUACUGGCUCUGCAAUAUCUAAGCCAAAAGUCUCUCGACCCAAGAUGCUGAAACCGGUAUUGGAUUUAAUUGUUUUCUACACCUGUGCCCUGAGCGUGCGACGUCUUUUUAUCCAAGCUGCCGACGCAUUGACGCCGACUCGUCUCGAGGUCGAUCUUGAAUGUGAGCCGGUGUUGGAAUCGGUCGCAAAAAUCAUACGUUUACUGAGCGAUACUGGAUUUGGCGAGGAUACGCAAAAUAAGACAUUUGCGCUGGGGGGCAUGUGGACAUUGAGGAUUUGUGAACAUCAUUCAGUUUUUUUCACAGUCGCUUGCCCAGCAGUGGUUUCUUUAUGGUUACCUCAUCAGUCAAUCAAAAUUGCUCUUCCGCAGCUUUCAAGUGUACUUCAACGUGAGGUAGAAGAAUGCAUCUUAUCAGCUUUAUUGGACUCAGUUGAACAGAAAGGCUUUUCAGCCACACGAUGUGCGCCAGGCUUCAGUUGUGUACGGGGCGAACUGGAGAUAUUUUUGACCGUCAGCUUUUCACUCAGAAAUGGUGUUAAGGCCAGGGUAGAAAAACUUCAACCGACAUCUACAACACCAAUCCCCAUACUUAUUAGUAAGUAUGAAGGAAAAGGUAGCAUUAUGGAAUGGUUGGAAGGAACAAUCCCCCCUACAUGAUCAUGAGGAGUGAUUUGUGGUGCGGGAAUUGAUCAUGGUGUCUUGGACAUGAUUGUAAAUGAGGAUCUAACUGUCUUGAUUAUCCAGCCAGUGUGUUUCCUUGAGGUGAUCAAACUGGAGGUUAUAUUGUAUACCUUUUCAUAAAUCUGUAUUGCUUACAAAAGUACCUGUCAUAGGUUGAAUGAUUCUUAUGUAAUUUAUUCUUUGCUUGAAAAUCAUUGAAAUUAUAUACU
Messenger RNA from Melampsora larici-populina 98AG31, 2426 nucleotides. RefSeq lists its product as uncharacterized. The coding region runs from base 1 to 2193 and encodes 730 amino acids. Gene Ontology annotation, cellular component: mediator complex; core mediator complex. Gene Ontology annotation, molecular function: transcription coregulator activity. The record is from RefSeq and is a predicted model, not a curated record. Gene Ontology annotation, biological process: regulation of transcription by RNA polymerase II. The transcript has 10 exons. NCBI's taxonomy places the organism in Eukaryota, Fungi, Basidiomycota, Pucciniomycetes, Pucciniales, Melampsoraceae.